CUGAAUAAUCGUGACUCAUAUUUAGUGAUCCAAACAUAACACUUGGCAUGGAAGUCCAAUUUUAUUAUUGGCACAUCUACCAACCUCAAGAUCAAACCGCCCACCGCGGCCAAUUUCGACGUCCAUGAGCCGCCACGCUUGAAUCGUCACUGUCCAUGUGCACUUCAUUUUAAUAUAGCAACGACCAUCAACCAAACAAUCACAAAAUUCUCACCAUUUGAGUCUUCGCAAUCCACUUUCGGAAAAAUCGUAUCAUACUGGUAAACAUUUUUCGUCCAUUUGCACUCCAAAUCUCAAGCACGCACGUAUUCUGAUUGAAAAGCGCACCAAACCCUAGCCCUAGCAAUUGACAAAAAUGGCAGUGAAGCAACCUGUGAUAAUCACAGACAAGCACGAGAUGAGGCAGUGGUCAAGAUCCAUGAGAGCCCAAGGAAAGACCAUUGGUUUAGUCCCCACCAUGGGUUACCUCCAUGAGGGUCACCUCUCACUCAUCAAAGAAGCCCAUGACCUCACCCAACUCAUUGUGGUUUCAAUCUAUGUCAAUCCAGGUCAAUUCUCUCCCUCUGAAGAUCUUUCCACAUACCCAUCUGAUUUUAAUGGCGAUAUCAAGAAGCUCGUGGCUGUUCCUGGUGGUGUUGAUGUUGUUUUCCACCCCCACAAUUUGUAUGACUAUGGAAACAAUAGCAGCAGCAGGAUUGGUGGUGGUGGUGGGGUAAAGAGAGAAGAGAAGAGAGAGAAAGUGGUGUCCUGCUUGGAGGAAAAGGGAUUGGGGCAUGAAACAUGGGUUAGAGUUGAGAGGUUGGAAAAGGGUAUGUGUGGGAAGAGUAGACCUGUGUUCUUCAGGGGAGUUGCUACUGUUGUUACCAAGCUGUUCAAUAUUGUUGAGCCUGAUGUCGCCAUGUUUGGCAAAAAGGAUUAUCAGCAGUGGCGAAUUAUUUGCCGAAUGGUUCGAGAUCUUGAUUUUGCCAUAGAAGUGAUUGGUUCUGAAAUUGUACGAGAUAAUGAUGGUCUUGCAAUGAGCUCCCGCAACGUGCACCUCUCUCCUGAAGAGAGGGAUAAGGCGUUGUCAAUUAACCGGUCGUUGUUGAAAUCUAAAUGUGCGGCCGAAAAGGGUCAAGUUAACUGUGGAGAUUUGAGAAACUCAGUCAUUCAAGCCAUACAGGAAGCUGGUGGAAGAGUUGAUUAUGCUGAGAUUGUAGAUCAAGAGAGUAUGGAAGCAGUGGAGGAGAUUAGGAGUCCAGUUGUUUUCUGUGUUGCUGCCUGGUUCGGAAAGGUCAGGUUGAUUGACAAUAUGGAAAUCAAUGUAUGAAUGGUACCAUGUGAUCGAGAUCAGUUUCAUGCCCAAUUCUUUUUGUGGUCACAAUUUCGCAUUCAAAUGUCAGAAUCCCUUAGCCACACCCAUAAUCGAAUUGUAUUUGCAAUAGUUGAAUAAAUCCUGUCACAUCCGCUGGUUUCAUCAUUUUAAUAUUUUUAAAUAUAAAAAAAUUAUUACAUUUUUCUACAGCAA
Messenger RNA from Cornus florida, 1507 nucleotides. Its product is annotated as pantoate--beta-alanine ligase. Lineage: Eukaryota; Viridiplantae; Streptophyta; Magnoliopsida; Cornales; Cornaceae. The coding region runs from base 356 to 1309 and encodes 317 amino acids. Gene Ontology annotation, biological process: pantothenate biosynthetic process. The record is from RefSeq and is a predicted model, not a curated record. Gene Ontology annotation, molecular function: pantoate-beta-alanine ligase activity. The transcript is spliced from 4 exons.